AUGUGGGCAAGCCUACAACGACGAUUCUCUGUCAUUGAUGAUACGAGAAUUCAUCAGCUACACUCUGACAUCGCGGCGUGCAAACAGAACGACGAUGAGGUGGAAGUGUAUUUUAGCAAACUCAGGAUCAUGUGGGAUGAUCUUGCGGAUUUUGAAAAAGGUUUCACGUGCUGUUGUACAACUGCAAAUUGUGAAUCCAUGGUGAAUUAUGAGAAGAUGCGGGAGAAGUUACGAGUGCAUCAAGUUCUCAUGGGUCUUGACAACUCUCUUAUUCAAGAAGAACGACACAUCAACGCCAUGCGCACUACCGAAGAUCGGACUCCGGUUGUUGGUUUCUCAGCAACGACGUCGGCUUCUUCCCAACAGUACCACUCUGUUUCUUCUGUUUCCUCUGCUCAGGCAUCGGCAUCUCGAUUUGUGAAGCGAACGACAGUGUGCUCUCACUGUGAUAAAUCUUCCGAUGGUCGUGGGAGCUUCGGUCGUGGCAGAGGAGCUUCGAACCAAGGGCGUGGACGUGGAGGUCGUGGAUCAGGUUUUCGUGCCUCACACACACAGCUUGGUGAUUCAUUUUCCUCAGUAGAUACAUCAUCUUCCGGGAUCCCAAACUUCACGACCGAUCAAUGGGCUACUCUGGAACAGUUUGUGAAGAAACAGGGUACUAAUACCAAACCUGCGGGUAAGACAGAAAAAUUACUUCUUUUUGGCAAAGAACGUCGCCAUGAUAUUAUCAUUGAUUCGGGUGCUUCCCAUCAUAUGACUGGAGAUUUAUACUUAAUUACCGAUGUUAUCACUAUUGCUCCAUGUCCUAUUGCUUUACCUAAUGGACAGAUCACUUGGGCAACCAAACAUGGCAGUUUGAAUCUUGGUGGUCGUCUUGUGCUGUCCAAAGUUUUCUUUGCAUCUUGUUUAACGAUCACACUCAUCUCGGUUGCUCAAUUGCUUCGUGAUGUUGCUGGUUUUGUCCUCUUUACUAAAAAAUUUUGUGUGAUACAGGACCUCGGUUCGAAGACUUUGAUUGGAGCGGGGAAGGAGCGUGACGGGGUUUAUCACUACGAGGGUGCUGUUGCAGUUCAGGCCGGGCAUAUGGGCACACUACAGACUCGGGAUUUAUGGCACCAUCGCAUGAGACAUCCGUCAUCUAGGGUGCUUUCAGUUUUAGGAUCUAUUGGUGGUUUUUCUAAUAGUGUAGGGUCUUUUGAACAAUCUUGUGGUGGACCCUAUAAAGAACCAUCAACGUGUGGAGCACGUUACUUUCUAACAAUAGUUGACGAUUGUUCUAGAGCUGUUUGGGCAGUUCUGUUGUUGGAAAAGAAAGAGGCGUCUCAGGCUUUGAAAACUUUCUGUAUGUUCACGGAACGACAAUUUAAUAAACAAGUGAAGACGGUCCGAUAA
Messenger RNA from Camelina sativa (false flax), 1392 nucleotides. The record is from RefSeq and is a predicted model, not a curated record. Lineage: Eukaryota; Viridiplantae; Streptophyta; Magnoliopsida; Brassicales; Brassicaceae.